GCAACCGUGGCCAGGAAGCGGAAAGAAACCUCCUGAUGUGCUGAAGCUAAAAUCUCAGAGGCAAAGUUCCUGAGUGCGGAGGGCACGAUGGCCUUGUUCGACGGCGAGGCGUCCCCCUUCGAGGUGCAUGCGCCGAAUGACCCUCCCAAGAGGUCCUUCGGGGCUUCCCAGGACGUGCCCAAGGCCUUCCACAUCCUGUCCACCCACGUGAGCAACCUGGAAGCCGCCAGGGACGCUGCCGCAGUCGCAGCCUCCUCCUUCGACGACCUCAACGUCUCAGCUUCCCUGGACGCUGCGGUCGACCACCUAAACGACACGCUCUACCUCGCCAGCACAGAGAACUUCAACGACUCGACCUCGCUGGGUGGCAGGAUGACUAAGGACCUGCCGCAGGAAAUGAUCUUUAACGAGUCCCACAUCAUCACCAUCAGUGCCUACUCCUGCCUGAUGGUGCUCUCGGCGUUGGGCAACAUCUCCGUGCUCACGUCCAUCGCGGGGCACCGGAGUCGCAACUCAACCUCGCGCGUCACGCUGAUGAUCCUUCACCUGACGAUCGCAGAUCUGCUGGUGACCUUCCUGGUCAUGCCGCUCGAGAUCGGCUGGGCGUGGACCGUCGCCUGGACGGCCGGCGACCUGGCCUGCCGCGUCCUCGCCUUCUUCAGGACCUUCGGAGUGUUCCUCAGCGGGUUCCUCCUGGUGGUGAUUAGUGUCGACCGCUACCACGCUGUCCUGCGCCCGCUCUCGGUCACGGAGGCCAAGCGGAGGGUCAGACUUAUGCUGUGGGCGGCGUGGAUAGGGUCGGGGGUCUGCUCUGUGCCGCAGACGAUGAUCUUCCACGUGGAGCAGCACCCCGAGUACCCGUGGUUUGAGCAGUGUGUCACCUUCAACAGCUUCCCGAGCCCGACGGUGGAGCUCAUGUACAACGUGGCCGGGUUCCUCGCCAUGUACGCCAUCCCUCUGUGCACCAUCGUCUUCUGCUACGGAUCCAUAGUCAUCGUGCUCUACAGGAAGGACGGACGCCCCGCCCUUCGCUUCGCAGUGUUCUCCCGGGACGCGAGCGACGAACGCCACGCCCCCUCGCUCGGAAGGACCAAGACCCGGACGCUGCACAUGACCCUCAUCAUCGUCACUGUCUUCUUCCUGUGCUGGACACCAUACAACAUCAUGAGCCUAUGGUACUUCAUCGACCGGUCGAGCGCCCAGCUGGUGGACCCGCGCGUGCAGGCGGCCCUGUUCAUCUUCGCCGUGGCCAACUCCACCGUAAACCCCCUCGUCUACGGGUACUUUAACGUGCGCCGCGGCUCCCGCAACCAGCCCUCGCGCCAGGAAUGGAGGAUGAAGAGGAUCGUGUAUAAACCACCGUUUCGCCAUCAUCUCCCGGGGUGUCUCUGCAGCCCCGUCAAGAGCUCGUCAAGUGACUUGCCCUGCCACAACCACUUCGUCAACGGCCACGCCGGUUAUCGACCUCGAUAUGGAGUCCAUAAUUUUCCAGACAUAUAGGACACGCUUGAAGAGUCCUACUUCUAAUUUUCCGGACAUUGAGGAUACGCUUGAAGAGUCUUGUUUCUAAGGCCAUUAUGAAACAUAUCAGGUGUUUGUGGUAUCGACAGUUUGUCAGUGAUGUGCUUUUUUCUCUAUUGCUUCGGCGAAAUCCAGUGAUUCAAAAUAGCUGGAGAACAAGGAUGAAUGAGGUUUACUGAAAUGCGAAAUCAAACGAGUGAGAAGAUGCUGGAUUUUCGUUCUCUCUAAUAAUCUGUAUCUCUCUGCCUCGUGCAAUAAUAAUGUUUAGAAUUUUAAACUGAAAAGGGAAGAUUGACACAGACACAUGUAUGAAAUAGCCCUAAGGAAAAAUCCCCGGCUGCAAUGGAGAUUAGACUGCGACGGCGCCGCCCAUGACACGAAUAGGGCGGAGUGUCAUGAGCCUUCGACUUCGCUACUCAAAGUUGCUUAAACGUCGACGAUGACUUUGUACCUGUUGAUAGGUGCUAAGUAUAGCUAGAUCACGUUCCCUGUAGUGUUGCUAGAAGACCUUUUUAGCGUUUGUAUCGAAGUGACGUUCAGGUGAACUCUCCUUCCAAGGCCGGUCAACAGAGAGAGAACGACAUGACAAUAAAGUUGCCAGAAUAACUCACGGAACCGGCCCCGUUGCAGUGCAAUAAAAUGCAGU
Molecule: messenger RNA, 2167 nt
Organism: Penaeus monodon (black tiger shrimp)
Lineage: Eukaryota; Metazoa; Arthropoda; Malacostraca; Decapoda; Penaeidae
Product: gonadotropin-releasing hormone receptor-like
Exons: 7
Coding region: 88-1500 (470 amino acids)
Biological process (GO): G protein-coupled receptor signaling pathway
Cellular component (GO): membrane
Molecular function (GO): adipokinetic hormone receptor activity; peptide binding; G protein-coupled receptor activity
Source: RefSeq, a predicted model, not a curated record